Messenger RNA from Penicillium daleae, 1548 nucleotides. RefSeq names its product fungal specific transcription factor domain-containing protein. NCBI's taxonomy places the organism in Eukaryota, Fungi, Ascomycota, Eurotiomycetes, Eurotiales, Aspergillaceae. Gene Ontology annotation, biological process: DNA-templated transcription. The coding region runs from base 1 to 1548 and encodes 515 amino acids. Gene Ontology annotation, molecular function: zinc ion binding; DNA binding. The transcript is spliced from 3 exons. The record is from RefSeq and is a predicted model, not a curated record.
AUGACUCUGCUCCGCGAACUGUAUUUUCAAGUCUCGGCUGAGCUGGAGUCCAAAUGGAGCCAGGAAAAACAGGGUUCAGUCCUCAUUGGGGCCAUUCCGCAGGAUCCUUUUCCUCUGGCUAAGUAUCAUCCUCCUGCCGUUGAAGCUAACCGGCUCAUCACCAUCUUUUUCGAGAAUGUCAAUCCAUUCGUACGUCUUCUCAAUGCGAAUGCCUUCCAUAGCGAUAUGCAUAGAUACCGCACGGGCAAGCAUCCUCAACAAGAACUCAUCGACUCACUGCUUUUCUCUAUCUACGGGCUUGCUGUUAUGUCCCUUGAGUCCGAAAAUGUCAUUGAUAUGCUCGGUCCCCCUAAAGGAUGGUUGCUGGACAAGUACCAAGAAGCCCAGGAGGUUGCCCUUCACAGACUCAAUUUUGUGCACAGUAGCGAGCCUGCUGUCUUUCAGAAUUUCCUUUACUACCUAGUCUUUCUCUUUGAACGAGGGUCCUAUCGAACAGCAACCGUGCUGUUGGGUCUGGCCGUUCGCAUCGCCCAACGGAUAGGACUCCACAAAGAUCCCUCUUGGUUUAGUUAUUCACCGUGGAUGGCUGAAUGGCGACGGCGACUGUGGAAUCAGCUGAUUUUACUUGAACAAAGGGCCCUUGCAUUUGACGGCACGCAGUCCUUACUCAAUUUCCCUUGGGACACUCAGCUCCCGCUGAAUGCAGAUGAUGGUGCAUGGAAUACAAGUCUAUUCAUGAAGCCCAGCGAGAUCCCCCACCCGACCGAUGACUUCACGGAUAUGACUCCCAUUCUUGUCAAGCGCCACAUGCUUUCCAUUCUCUGUCCGCUCCGGCAGAACCUGAGGACACGUCCGUACGCACAGCAAAUACAACAUAUAGAAGCCGGCUUCAAAAAAGCAACUCAGUUUUUCCAAUCCGUGAGAAUUGAGAAACAAAGCUCCGCAAGUUUCAUCCAGGCCUUCAACGAGUUUGAGUUCGCAAACCUGCGUCUCAUGGCUGGGGCAGGCAGUUGUUCGGUCGGGAAGUGCGAGCCCAGAGUUUCUGAGCCAGUGAGUCUACCUAAUGGUCUGAGUGAGUGUCGGGUUCGAGACCGGGCUUCCCUGCUGACUUGUACAAAAAGGCUGUAUCUUGAUUCUCUUGAGCUUCUGGAGGGGAUUGCUUCUGUGAGGAAUUCGGUCGCGAAUCCUGGAUGGAGGUGGUACCUCCGGACGUCCCCACCUGUACUUCCCCUCGCGAUUGCCUUGACACACCAGUGCUCCGAGCCGACAAACCCCCAUUCGAAGAGAGCGUGGAUGCAGAUCAACAACUUAUUUGACGAGUAUCGAAAGGAAAAUGGAACCAUACAGUCAGCAUCCAUGGCCGCUCUGCAGUGCUUAAGAGAAGUUGCCCAGUUGUCAUUAGGCUCUCCUGAGGAUGGGCCCGCAUUCAUUCAUGGAGACAAUCAAUCUCUCUUCCAAAGUCCAGCGAAUUUUGAUAACGAUUAUUUGGUCCAGCCUUCCGCAGAUCUUUUGAGCGAUGUGUGGUCCAGUUCGCUGUCAGGGGAGUGA